AUUGUAAAACUAACUGUAUUGGGGGCAACUGUACAUUCAACAACACACUUGGAGAAUGUCUGUGCCACUGUCCAGAGUUCUUCCUUGGAGAGAGUUGCUCUUUUGGAAAGAAUGACAUCCCUGCUGAUGUUGAUACUGAAGCAAUACCAACUCGAAAGGCACAUUUUACAUUGAAAAUCAAUGUCACUUUUCAGGCGGACUUUAAUGACUUAAACUCAUCUGAAUCAUCAAAGUUCAUUGAAAAAUUUAAACACGAGCUUGAAGGCCUGUGCAAAGAAGCAGAUCCACAAUCCUUUAAAAGAGUACAAGUCAUCAAUUUAUCACGAGGAAGUGUUGUUGCAGAGAACCAGGCAGAGUAUAUUUAUUCAAACAACGAAACUCAAAUCCAGUUUGUCAACGCUAAGCUUGAUGGGGUGUUGACAGAUAUUUUGACUGAUCCCAGAAACCUCAUCAAUAUUUCUCGGGCCUUUAAUAAUGUAACAGUGCAGUUCAAUGAACUCACCUUCGGAACACCUGAGAUUAAAAAUAUCCAAGAUAUGGAGCGUUUUGUAGACUGCUCUAAGUUUGCUAAUUACACUGCUAAAAUUAUUAAUGGUCAAUGGCAGUGUGUUGGACCUUGCAAAACAAACCCUGAUUACUGCCAUCAACAUGGAGAAUGUCACAAUGACAUUGAGAAAGGCCCAAUAUGUGCCAUGAGCAAUAUCAUGGCCCACAGUGUGAACUCGCUCAUCACAGUCCAAGCACAACUGAACGCCCCUUGA
Plectropomus leopardus (leopard coralgrouper) is the source of this 761-nucleotide messenger RNA. The record is from RefSeq and is a predicted model, not a curated record. Lineage: Eukaryota; Metazoa; Chordata; Actinopteri; Perciformes; Serranidae.